Caenorhabditis sp. 36 PRJEB53466 is the source of this 800-nucleotide messenger RNA. The record is from the annotation of a GenBank genome assembly. NCBI's taxonomy places the organism in Eukaryota, Metazoa, Nematoda, Chromadorea, Rhabditida, Rhabditidae.
AUGGAGAAAUUGUGUCCGGGAUGCCGAAAACUAACCGAUCGAUUCAAUGAGAACGCCGGAAAAGUGAGUGAAUUCCCAUUUCGCAACCGAAUUUCGCAACCCAGAACGUGUGCGUCGAGUGCUACUCGUUUUUCCGAUAUUUCGUCUACGCCGACAAUGUCGAAACGUGCGAGAGUCGCGGAAAUUGUGGCAGAGGUAUGCAAGUGCGCUCCACCGCACUCUUCGCAAUUUUGAACGCGUCGAACGGAUUUUAGCCUAAUUUUUAGGCGGAAAACGAGCGGAAUUGAGCAAUUUUUGAGUAAUUUCGAUGUUUGAGCUUUAAAAAUAACGGAAAUCUUGUCUUUUAUCAUAAUUUCCAAAGAUUUUGACAAGAAACUGAGAAAAGACAAGCUUACAGCGGAAAAAAAGAGCAUUUCGAUCAAAUAUGGCAAAAAAUAGUGGAAUUUCACACUUCCAGCUCGCAAAAUGUGUGUAAUCGAAUGUUUUAUCAAUAUUUCUCAUAAUUUAGUUGAAAAGUUAAAAUUUCAAAGACCAAAACCAAAAACCAACAAGAAAUGAGUCACAUUCGCACGCAUUCGCUCUAGAUUUUGCAAAUGUUUUGAGAGUGAUCGAUUUUCGAAAAAGUUAUGAAAUUAAGAGAUAUCCUCGCGUUUUCUUAUCGUUUUUUGUCAGACGCCGACUCUUCGGAAUGCCGUCUUCAUCGUUUUCUUCGUUGCGUUCAAGCCGGACUCACUCAUCACAAAUUGAACGCGUUUUUGGAGAAAUUGGAGUUUGAGAGUCAGAAAAUAGAAAGGGAAUAA